GGACCUUGUCUUUUAGUUUUUGCCCAAAUACCUUCCAUUAUUUCAGAUCCUUCUUUCUUGGUCUCUCCGUCGUUUCUAAUUUUCUUCCGACUUCGAGUCUUCCGGCUAUCGCUCCACCCUUCUCGCACUUCUGCAGUCUCCAAUGGCUGCCUCUCUCCAUGGAUCCGUUAUCCUUCGGAACACUAACCCUAAUCUCUAUGGCAUCCGAGUCGUUGCCGCCGCCGCCUCGCCUUCUUCCGCGAUAUCCUUUCCUUUGGCUCCCGCCCCUCGCGGGUUGGUUCCGGCCUGCGCCCUGCUGACCAGAAAAGGUCUGGGAUCUCUUCCGGUUCCGGCAAAAUGGAAGCCAAAAGGCUUUGUUGCUUUAGCGACUUCUCAUGAGGAAUCGAGAAAUUCGGAUAUUGAAGUGGAGAAGGAUAAUAAUGAUGCAAAUGUAAACGAUGGAGGAUCAAAAGAAGCAUGGAAGGAGUCACUUGAACGCUUCAAGGUUGAAGCCUUAAAGGUUAAAGCUGUAUCAGAAGAAGCAUAUGAGGUUUACUCGAAGAAAGCUAUAGAAAUGUUGAUGGACACAUCUGAGAAGCUCAAAAUUCAAGCUGAUAAAGCACAAAAAGAUCUAAGUGUAAUAGCUCAGGAAAUCUCGAAUGAAGGACAGGAGUAUCUAUCUGAAGCAGCAAAGAAUUAUCCUGAUUCGGUUAGGGAAAUAUUGGAAGUUUAUGCUUCAGUGGAGGAAUCGAGCAAUAUUUCCUCUGUCAGAGAUUUCUAUCUUGGAAUUCCUUAUGGUUGCUUUCUUGCUGUUGGUGGCUUCCUACAUUUCAUGCUUACUGGAAGCAUUCCUGCCAUCCGAUUUGGCAUCAUUCUUGGCACUGCAAACUUGGCUCUAAGUGUGUCAAGCUUGAGGGCAUGGAAGAAUGGAAAAGAAACCCCCCUUCUUUUGGUUGGGCAAACUGGUCGGUCUUUUUUGUCAUCAUCCUCUUCUCAUUCUUUCUCAUUAUUUUAAAUUGCAAUGUUGUUAUGACUGGCUCUUGCAGCAACAAUUCAUCCCUUUUCAACUUUUAUUAGCACGUUUUUUUUCUGAUUGCUGCUCUCUUUUUUAUUAGCAAAGGCUAAUGCAUUAUUAGUUGGUCUUUGUAGUAGUAUCGCCGACAUUUGUAAGUUGUCAUCAUUUAUGUUUCCUUUUGACUCAUCAAUUGGUACUUGAAGUUGACAAAUUCCUUCCACUAUACUUUUGACUCAUCAAUUGGCACUUGAAGUUGACAAAUCUCUUCCACUAUGAAUCAUGUUUAAACCAUAAACAAAAUGAUUUCUAGUUUCUAUGAUGAAGUUGGUCAUCUUAGUACUCUCCUACCUCUCCUCACAUGAUAGAAGACUCCAAUGCAAGAGCCUAAACCACUUAGUCUCUCCUUUAAACAACAUUGUAUUGUAUCAACUUGAGUUCCUUUACAGGGACAGGCGAGCAUAUCAUCUAGAAUCCUAAGUCUUUUUGCACCUACAAGUAUAAUUAAAUUAAACAUCUUCUAUAUAACUUGUAUAGAUCCCAUAUUUCAAAUAUUCAUGUAUUGUAGUAAUAUCUUAAUUUGUUUCAUAUGGUAGCUACUUCUGGUUGUUCGGACAUUGUAUUAUCUACUCUCAUAAUCACAGUUCACACCUCAACAUUCUUUUCUUUAUGUUUUCAACUUUUUUAUGUUGUCUUCAGACCAAGCAACCAUCUGAUCUAUGUAGUGUGGCAUUGCUGUUUUUUUGUUAUGUUGUUUAAUCACCAAACUCUAUGAACAAUAUCUUCAUAAAAUGUCUAGCUAUGGAAUAAAAGAUCAUAGCUAUUUUUAAAUUUCAAUUUAUAGGGAUAUAUUGUUCAUUCAUCUAGCAUCCUUGUGAUUGCCAAAAUUUCAUUUGAUUUCAUGCAUUUGCUCUUAGUUGGGUUAAAAGUUCAUAAUUCUACUGUUUGCUGCUCCAUAUGUAUGUUUGGAAUCAAUUUCAAGACCUUGUAAUUAAAGCAAUCCAGUUAGUUGAUAUGUUUAGCAUUACUACUACACAUGAUAAGUUUUGUCACAUGUUUUUAGAAUUUUCUGGGAUUUAGGUUCAGAAGAUUUACAUAAGGUGGUGACGAAAACAAAAACAUUUGCACAAUUGAGACAUUAAGUAAUGGGUAGUGUAGGUAAGAUUCUGUUAAUUGAAUAAGUAAUUAAUUUGAAGUAGAGGCUUGUCAUGAUUACAAACUGAUGGAAGCCAGCAAAUGGCAAAAUGCGGCACAAGUGUCCACAUGACAUAUUGUGAUAGAUGAGACGUGUGAACUCAAUUUGAUUUUUCUAGAAUUAUUCAGAUUCCCUAAUGUAUAUUGACAUUUGAUUCGCAAGAAAUUUGGCCUAGAGCUUGGUAACUGACAGAUAGUACAUCCAUAUCAAGUCCUGAAUCAUUCUUAUAUUGCACUUCUGCAGCAUGUCCUAAUUAAUGCAUUGCCAUAUAUUAUCUAUGCCAUGAAAUCUCUAUUGUACUAGAGCACUGAGUUUUACCUAAUUUGUCACUCACGAUGUCAUAUCCAUGCAACAAUGUCAAUUGAUUCCUUGUUUAUAUUGAUAUGUAAACUACUAGGUGGUCAUCACUUCGAUUAUGUUUACCUGGAAGGGACUAGCUUUAGUGAAAUGAGGGAGGGAAAAGCAUGUAUAAAAUGUCUACCUUUGCUGUGUACAUUGAAGGGAAGUUGAGACUGGUCAAACUCACUAGGGAGACAGAACACCAUCAAACGCUUGGGUGGUAGUUGUGGAAGGAAAGAUGAUGGGUAAGAGGAAAGGACUGAAGGGUAAUUUGGGCAGUCAUUGAUCACAUCGCCAUCAGCUGCUUCAUGUUGGUGACCAACAUCUUGGCUGGUGGCAUAUCCAUGGUCGAACCACUCAAUAUUGCCAUUGUUGCUUUGAUGUGCAAUGGCAUCCUCAUUGGCCAGACAACACACCAACAACUACCCAUUCUUUCAAAGUAGGACUCACAUGGGACAAGGAGGAGGGUUGAGAUCAAUUGAGAAUGAUACAGAGGAGGUUGAGAUUGAUGUUGUGGUCAUGGUGCUGUGAUUUUGAAGUUUUUUUUUUUUGUUUUUAAACUCAAGGAUAUUAUUUCAGCAAGUUUUUAGCAUGCAAGUCAAUUGGGAUGGAGGGCUAAAGUACUUGUGCAGGGAUUAGCUUAUAACGCUGUUGAUGGAAUCUACUUUCCUUCAUUUUAUGGCUCAGAUUGGACCAUUCAGCCUCUGCCUUCAGAUAUGCCUGCAGGGCAGAGAAGUUGGUUGUGUGACAAAGUUUACUUUAGUUGCAGUCUAUUCGUUUAAGCUUUGAAGCUGCCAAUUAGUAAAAAGGGCAGCCCGGUGCACGAAGCUCCCGCCAUGCGGGGUCCCGGGGAAGGAUCCAUUGUACGCAGCCUUACCUGCUUUUUGCAAGAGGCUAUUUCCAGGAUUCGAACCCGUGACCUUUUGGUCACAUGACAACAACUUUACCGUUGUGCCAAGGCUCCCCUUCAAGCUGCCAAUUAGUAAUUCACUUUAAAACAAUUCAUAUCCUCAGCAAAUGUAUUGUGAAAAGCACUCUUUCCAGUUUCAUUUUAUAUAUAAAUUAAUGAGGUGGAUGGGUGGUUAAAGAGGAGUAUAAAUGGUAUUUUACACUCCUUCCAUUUCUUCCUCAUUAUUCAAGUAAACAACAUUUAGUCCAUCCUCCCUUCUUUCUCUUCCAUCUCCCUCCUUUCAAGUAAACAUAGCCUUAUACAAAAAAGUUCUCAUGCUGAGGACAUAGACUGAUAGGAGGGGGAAUGAAACUAAGAUAAGUGGAAUGAGUCAUUCUCUUGUUUGGUGAUUUGGGAAAUCGCAAGUGCAUGAUUCUGUCAGCAAGUAAUAAAAUAUCGAUCCACAAGUAUUGUUGAUUAAGCAUUAGUUAAGUUCGUAAAGCAAGUUAUCUAGACGAUCAGGUUAUGUGUGGUCACGAGAGAGAGAGAGAGAGAGAGAGAGGAAGGUUUGAGAGAAGGCCUAGAGCAGGAGUCAAGAGAAGGCAAGUGGUCAAAGGGAGAAGUUGGAAUUGUGGGGAUCGAUUCUAGGACUUCGGUUUCACUAUAGUUGAUGUUCCUAAGUAUCGGCCACUUUCCUACCCCCAUGUUUACAUACUUGUAGGGAUUUUAACCAAAUUACCGAUAUGAUCCCAUGAAGGUAGUAUCGGAGUGUUUACCCCAAUUUCAAUACUAUUAAGUAAAUAGACGCUUAAAAGGUUACCCUUAUCACGUGAGGACCAACGGUCAUGCAAUCUAGAUUACUCAAUCCACUUCCUAACACUAAGUUGGAGAAAAACCAUUUAUCAAUAGUUAGCUAUCCCUUGCGAAGAAUUAGCUCCUCUUCAAAGUAAUGACUCUAAAAAGUCCGCUUAAAAGGUUGGCCCACGUGAGGACCAACGGUCAUACAAUCUAAAGCAUUUCCCUUUCAUAGUGACCAAAUCUCCACAUCCAAUUGUACACACAUCACACACAUUCAAUCAAACAAGAACAAGGCAUAAGCAUAUCAUAGAAUAGGGAAAUGACCAAAUACAUAGUUCAUACAUUAAUAUCACAUCUUAGGUACUCUCUACAUCCUAGAAUUUAGAGGACCACUCCAUAGAGAAGGAAAUACAACCACAAGACAUAAAAAAUAGCAAGCUACAAUUCAAAUCGGAAAGAAAAGAGAAGAGAA
Zingiber officinale is the source of this 4684-nucleotide messenger RNA. Its product is annotated as protein FATTY ACID EXPORT 3, chloroplastic-like. Gene Ontology annotation, cellular component: membrane. NCBI's taxonomy places the organism in Eukaryota, Viridiplantae, Streptophyta, Magnoliopsida, Zingiberales, Zingiberaceae. The transcript is spliced from 3 exons. The record is from RefSeq and is a predicted model, not a curated record. The coding region runs from base 143 to 994 and encodes 283 amino acids.